AUGUUUAGGGGCCUCCAGCUAAACGAAGCAUUAGAGAUGCAAAUGGAAGUCCAAAGACGUUUGAACGAUCAACUUGAGGUUCAAAAGAGUCUGAAGGUCAAAAUUGAAGCACAAUCGAGAUUUUUAGAGAGAGUUGCACAAGAAUACAAAACAAGGCCAACCAUUGUCAAAUCCAGAAAACCAAUCUCGAUUAUAUCUCUUCCUUCCCUUUGUGAUGAGUUUGAAUCCAUCAUCAAGGAUUUUGAUUCUGAUUCUGAAGGCGACACAUGCCAUAUGAUCAGGUCUAGCCUAGAAUCUCCACCUACAAAGAGGGCCAGGGUUGUGUUUAUCGAUGAUGAUGUAAUGUCUCCAGAGAUAUUUGACCUAAACUCUAGCAAUUACACUCAAAACAUCCCCCAACUUCCAAAAGGCAACACAUUUCCAUGGAGUAUAGCCUUUUGCCACUCACCCCUAAUUCCAGCUUCACAUAGUUCUUUUCGUUGA
Molecule: messenger RNA, 483 nt
Organism: Lactuca virosa
Lineage: Eukaryota; Viridiplantae; Streptophyta; Magnoliopsida; Asterales; Asteraceae
Source: the annotation of a GenBank genome assembly